Larimichthys crocea (large yellow croaker) is the source of this 8657-nucleotide messenger RNA. RefSeq names its product collagen, type XI, alpha 2 (gene col11a2). The record is from RefSeq and is a predicted model, not a curated record. Gene Ontology annotation, molecular function: extracellular matrix structural constituent. NCBI's taxonomy places the organism in Eukaryota, Metazoa, Chordata, Actinopteri, Sciaenidae.
CAGUUUUUUCUAUUGCUGCCAAGCCCUUGGAGAGAAUGAUAGUAUGGGGCGUUAUCAUGGAAAUAACACAGAAUGCAAACACAUCUUUAUCCCCUCAGAGAAUCAGACAGAUGUAGGGUGGGGGGGUUAGUGAGAAAGAGUGAGUGGUAUAGCGCAUCAAGGGAUAAUUACGGUUAAUUACUGCUUUCUGGAUGUGCAGUCUGCAUUCAAAGAAAGUGACUAACCACGGGCUGUGUGACUGCAGAAACAUUUACAAGGCAGACGGCUGGGUAGCUUUGAAAUAUAGAAGAUACUAUUGGGUGUUUAUGACAGGUAGAGAUAUGAAAGUGACUUUGAAGUUACAACAGGAAUGUCUCUUUAAAGAUUACUACUAAAGUUGGUUGAAGUUUAUGUCCCAGUGUUUCAUGUCUUCUCAGUAGCAAAUAGAAAAACUAAAGUUGGCAUUCAUAUCGUUUUGGACUUUCGAUUAUAAAGUACAUACACAUACAUGCAGUUACUUUUUAUACUUUUCUGGUAAUAAUGUCUCCAGAAUGUUAAAAAUAGAUGAUUGACAGAAGCUGACUUGAACCUGACAGUUCGUUACACACUGACACACUGAUAUACAAAUGAUUUUGACUCUUGUCUUUUUGUCUCGGGCCUUUCAUCUCUCUCUCUGUGUCUCUCUCCCUCUGCGCACCUGAGCUGAUGCGGCAAAACAAGGCCACGUGUGACUGACCAAUCAGAACGAGCGGAGAGGUCCAAGGAUUGGAUGAAAGGGGCGUGCUCAACCAGGCCGGCAAACUACUGCAACACUAUGGAUACUGGAGAUUGUCCCUUCCGGAAGAAACGGAGACCAUGGCGCAUGGACUUCUCAUCCUUCGCCUUGGUAACCGUGGCGCUCGCCCUGUGCCAAACGACCGUGGUUCGGGCAGACCCAGUGGAUGUGUUGCGGGCUCUGCAGGUUCCCUCUCUCCCCGAGGGCGUGAAGAAAGUCCCCGGCUUCUGCACAUCCCGUCGCUCUGGCAGCCCCGAUCAUGCUUACCGCAUCACCAAGAAGGCCCAGAUCUCCGCCCCCACCAAGCAGCUCUUCUCAGGUCGAUUCCCAGAGAACUUCUCCAUCAUGGCUCUGGUUAAGGCCCAGGCUGGUCUCCAGGCCUUCCUCCUCUCCAUCUACAGCGAGCAGGGUAUUCAGCAGUUGGGCAUUGAAAUGGGACGCUCACCUGUUUUCCUGUACGAGGACCAGAACGGCAAGCCAGCCCCUGAGGACUACCCACUGUUCAGAGGCGUCAACCUGGCUGAUGGCAAGUGGCAUCGCAUCGCUUUCUCUGUUUCAAAGAAGAACGUCACACUGCUGCUGGACUGCAAGAAGAAGAUGACCCGUCCCCUGCCCCGCGGCAACAACGCGGAGGUCGACACCAAUGGCAUCACAGUGUUUGGAGCCCGUCUGCUUGAUGAGGAAGUUUUCCAGGGAGACAUCCAGCAACUGCUGAUCGCCUCCAACCCCCAGGCUGCCUAUGACUUCUGUGAACACUACAGCCCUGACUGUGACUCCCCACUGCCCAAGACCCAGGCUCAGGACCCCAACACAUACUACUUUGAUGAGGAGCAGGAUGACCAUGAAUACCCCUAUUAUUAUGAGGAAACAACAGGCGUUCCCUCCUCGUCCUCUGCGUCCCCCUCUCCCCAACCUGGGGCCCCCACGCAACAGGAUGUAGACACUGAAUAUUCCGAGGCUGGCCACACCCCUACAGAGACUGAUUAUUACUAUGAGGGGCCGCUGACAGAUGGUGUCGAGAUUGGACAAGAAGAGAACGCUGUUCAGCCCCAGGUGGAGCCAACAUUGGUGGGAGAGGAGGUAGAAGCCAGCAAGGCAGGCGGUGUGGGCGAGGAGGCCUUCACUGAGGAGUAUGUGACUGGGGACGUGGGCCUUAAGGAAUACGACUAUUCCUACAGGGACUACAAUGAGCCAUUACUGGAGACUGGAGGGGUCGAUUCCAACAUGGGCCCCGCCCUGUCCGCUGUGACAGAUGAGGGAGGCGCUGCUGUCAGAGCCCAGAAAGGAGAGAAAGGAGAACCUGCUGUCUUGGAGCCUGGUAUGCUGAUUGAAGGACCUCCAGGACCUGAGGGACCUGCCGGUCCUAGCGGUCCCCCCGGCUCUUCUGGACCUCCUGGCUCUGUCGGUGACCCUGGCGAGAGGGGACCUCCUGGUAGGGCUGGUCUGCCUGGAGCUGAUGGAGUCCCUGGACCUCCUGGAACCUCUGUCAUGCUGCCUUUCCGUUUCGGUCAGAGUGGAGGAGAUAAGGGUCCUGUCGUUUCUGCACAAGAAGCCCAGGCAGCAGCCAUCUUGUCUCAGGCCAGGAUGGCUCUGAAAGGACCUCCUGGACCAAUGGGAUUUACUGGACGGCCUGGACCUCUGGGAAAUCCAGGAAGUUCUGGUCUGAAGGGAGAGAGUGGAGAUCCCGGUCCUCAGGGCGCCAGAGGACCCCAGGGUAUGAUGGGACCCCCAGGCAAAUCAGGAAGAAGAGGCCGUGCUGGAGCUGAUGGUGCCAGGGGAAUGCCAGGAGAGACCGGAUCUAAGGGUGACCGUGGUUUUGAUGGCCUUCCUGGUUUGCCCGGUGACAAAGGACACAGAGGUGACUCAGGAGUAAUGGGACCCGCAGGACCUCAAGGAGAGGACGGAGAGAGGGGAGACGACGGAGACAUUGGACCCAGGGGUCUCCCAGGUGAACCAGGACCAACACGUGGGUUGGCUCGACAUAAAGGUCCUCCUGGAAUCCCUGGACCUCCUGGUGUACGAGGAAACGACGGGCCCCACGGUCCCAAAGGAAACCUGGGUCCCCAAGGAGAGCCAGGACCUCCAGGUCAGCAGGGAACCCCAGGAACUCAGGGAAUGCCAGGUCCUCAGGGACCCCUCGGACCCCCAGGAGAGAAAGGUCCCACAGGAAAACCAGGUCUGCCAGGAAUGCCUGGAGCUGACGGCCCUCCAGGUCACCCAGGAAAGGAGGGGCCUACUGGCACCAAAGGAAACCAGGGUCCCAACGGUCCCCAGGGAGCUAUCGGCUAUCCUGGACCUCGUGGCGUCAAGGGAGGUCAAGGAAUCCGUGGACUGAAGGGUCACAAGGGCGAGAAGGGAGAAGACGGUUUCCCUGGAAUUAAGGGAGAUUUUGGUUCCAAGGGAGAGAGGGGUGAGAUUGGAGUCUCAGGUCCCAGAGGAGAGGAUGGUCCAGAGGGGCCAAAGGGUCGUGUCGGACCCCCUGGUGAGAUCGGACCACUUGGAUUAGUUGGAGAGAAGGGUAAACUUGGUGUACCUGGACUUCCUGGAUAUCCUGGAAGACAAGGACCCAAGGGAUCUCUUGGAUUCCCAGGAUUCCCUGGUUCAAACGGCGAGAAGGGAACAAGGGGUCUUAGUGGCAAAUCAGGACCAAGAGGACAAAGAGGACCAACGGGUCCCAGAGGUCAGAGAGGACCAAGAGGCGCAACAGGGAAACCAGGAGCAAAGGGAACAUCAGGAAGUGAUGGCCCUCCCGGUCCUCUUGGAGAGAGGGGAUUGCCCGGGCCUCAGGGAGCCAAUGGUUUCCCCGGACCUAAGGGACCUCCUGGACCACCAGGAAAGGACGGGCUGCCUGGACACCCUGGACAGAGAGGAGAAGUCGGUUUCCAAGGUAAAAUGGGUCCACCUGGGCCUCCUGGAGUCGUUGGACCUCAGGGUCCAUCAGGAGAGACCGGCCCCAUGGGCGAGCGUGGACACCCCGGACCACCAGGUCCACCUGGAGAGCAGGGACUUUCUGGUCCCUCAGGGAAGGAGGGCACCAAGGGAGACCCUGGACCCCCCGGAGGCCCCGGUAAAGACGGGCCACCAGGACUGAGAGGUUUCCCCGGAGAGAGAGGACUGCCUGGAACUCCUGGAGGUGGAGGACUGAAGGGAAGUGAAGGACCUGCCGGACCUCCUGGACCUGCUGGAUCUCCUGGUGAGAGGGGACAAGCUGGUACCGCUGGACCUGUUGGACCUCCUGGCAGACCAGGCCCUCAGGGGCCUCCUGGACCCGCUGGAGAGAAGGGAGUUCCUGGUGAGAAAGGCCCUAUUGGCCCAGCAGGUCGUGAUGGAGUGCAGGGUCCCGUGGGUCUGCCUGGCCCUGCUGGAUCGCCUGGAGUACCCGGAGAGGACGGAGACAAGGGUGAGGUUGGAGAACAUGGUCAGAAGGGCGGCAAGGGAGCAAAAGGAGAGCAUGGUCCUCCUGGUCCACCCGGGCCAAUGGGUCCUGUCGGUCAGCCUGGUCCUGCUGGUGCUGAUGGAGAGCUAGGACCAAGGGGCCAGCAGGGGCCUUUUGGAGCUAAAGGUGACGAAGGAUCCAGAGGAUUCCCAGGAGCCCCAGGACCCAUCGGAUUGCAGGGACUGCCAGGACCUCCAGGUGAGAAGGGAGAGACGGGAGAUGUUGGACCUCUGGGUCCUCCAGGCCCUCCAGGACCUCGUGGCCCUGCUGGACCCAACGGUGCUGACGGUCCUCAAGGUCCUCCUGGUGGUUUGGGUAAUCCUGGACCUCUUGGAGAGAAGGGAGAGCCCGGUGAGGGAGGACCACCUGGAAUUGGAGGAGAACCAGGAAAGAAGGGUCCUCGUGGAGAGCGCGGAGAGAAGGGAGAGGCUGGACAACCUGGAACUGCUGGACCAGCUGGAGGACGAGGACGACCUGGAGACGAUGGACCCAAAGGAAACCCUGGUCCUGUUGGUUUCCCCGGUGAUCCUGGUCCCCCUGGUGAGCUUGGACCCAGAGGUCAAGAUGGCGCCAAGGGAGAGAGAGGAGAAGAUGGAGAAGCAGGAGAAUCUGGCUCCCCUGGACCUCCUGGUGAGAACGGACCUCCCGGCCCUCCAGGAAAGAGGGGCCCUGCUGGAACAAGAGGACCAGAGGGACGUCAGGGAGAGAAGGGAACUAAGGGAGACUCAGGUGCUGUCGGCCCUCCAGGAAAAACCGGCCCCGUGGGACCUCAGGGUGUCCCAGGAAAACCAGGAACAGAAGGUCUCAGAGGACUCCCGGGAUCAGUGGGUGAGCAAGGAUCUCCAGGACCUGCUGGACAAAAAGGACCACCUGGACCUCUUGGACCUCCUGGUUUGCCUGGUCUGCGUGGAGACCCUGGUGCCAAGGGAGAGAAGGGACACCCAGGUCUUAUCGGUCUCAUUGGACCCCCAGGAGAGCAGGGAGAGAAGGGAGACAGGGGUCUGCCCGGGCCUCAUGGAUCUCCUGGAUCAAAGGGAGAGACUGGAAUGUCUGGAGGCACUGGACCCCUCGGCCCUGCUGGUCCUCCUGGUCUCCCUGGUCCUCAAGGUAUCAAAGGAGCUAAAGGUUCUGCUGGAGGAUCUGGUCCAAAGGGAGAAAAGGGUGUACAAGGACCUCCUGGACCUCCUGGACCACCAGGCGAGGUCAUUCAGCCCCUGCCCAUCCAGAGGAGUCCCAAGUCCAAGCGUUCCAUCGACGCCAGCCAGCUUCUCCCUGAGUCCGACCCCGACAUGCCUGCAUCUGACGCCGCUGGCACUGAGUUCCUGAUGGGCAGCGAAGGCAUGGAGGAGAUCUUCGGCUCUCUCAACUCACUUCGACAGGAGAUCGAGACAAUGCGCUUCCCUCUGGGCACCCAGGACAGUCCUGCGCGCACCUGCCAAGACCUGCACCUCAGUCAACCAGACCUCAAAGACGGAGAUUACUGGAUCGACCCCAACCAGGGCUGCUCCAGAGACUCCUUCAAGGUCUUCUGUAAUUUCACUAACGCAGCAGAGACGUGCCUGUACCCCAGCAAGAGCAUCAACACGGUGAAGAUGAGCUCCUGGGACAAAGAGACUCCAGGAUCCUGGUUUAGUGAGUUCGCCACUGGUAGUAAGUUCUCCUACGUGGACUCUAAUGGCGAGCCCGUGGGUGUAGUCCAGCUGGGCUUCCUGCGUCUCCUGAGCGUCCAGGCCCGCCAGAACCUCACCUACCACUGCCACCGCUCAGUGGCCUGGGCUGACCCCAGCGCCAAGAACAGUUACGACAGGGCACUGCACCUCAAAGGUGCCAACGAGGAGGGUCUGAGCUACGAGACCAACCCUUACAUCAAAGCCUUGGUCGACGGCUGCUCUUAUCGUAAGGGCUUCGACAGGACAGUCCUGGAGAUCAACACGCCACAGGUGGAGCAUCUUCCUCUGCUGGAUAUCAAGGUGUCAGACUUUGGGGAGAGCAACCAGCAGUUUGGCUUUGAAGUGGGACCUGUCUGUUUCCAAGGCUAAAAACACACACACACACACGCAUCAUGCAAAGAACAACACAUGCAAAUACUCACACACACGCACACACGCAUGCACUUAGAGACACACUUAUAUAUAAUAAACAUACAUGCCCAGUAAUUUGUAAAUUAACUUGUAAAUGAUAUGAAACACACACCGACACCCACAGACACACACACUUUACACAUGCAGAUGCUGUUGUGAGACAAACAUGCACUCACACUCAAGUACGUGCCUGGGGAAAGCAACAUCCUCCCAACAAUUAAUGGACGUCAAAAAAAAAGUAAAGAGGAGAGAAAUUAUUUUAAAAAACUCGCGGAGAGGAGACCAUCGUUGGGUGCAUGACCGCGAAAACGGAAGAAAAAACCAGGAGAGAGUUCUUCGGAAUAAAACAGUGUUUUCUUUACCAGCAGCGUAAGGGGCCGGCCCGAGAAAGAGAGCAAGCCAGCGACUUGAGGCCUGAAGCCCCCCUCCCCGUCUCCGAUCCCCCUCUCACUCUUCUCUCCUCCCCGCUGUCUCUCUUUUUUUUUUUCCACUCAUCUCACCUGCUCUACCUCCCCCCUCCUCCUCCCAAAAAAGGGUCACACUUGGACAUUAUUUCCAUUUCUUUAAUUCCACGUUCACACCGUAAGCAGCGUGGUUGGCGGUCGCUCUUUAAUGACUGACAGGAAUGCACGAGGCUCCUGUGUAGCUGUCUGCAUGCAUGAUGUUUGAAACCCUUAAAUGUGUGUUUUGACUCGCAGUGUUGGACGUUUUUUAUUCAUCUAGUCAUUCAGAUAAAAUGUUGGAAACUGAAGGCCAGUUUAGCUGUGGCUGACACGCAAACCUUUGGACCAUCUCUGUAAGGGUUAACUCAUCUGGUCGUCUGGCUAGUGGCUUGUCAAUCAUGUUGCUCACAUUGAACACAGAGUAAGUCUCAGCUCUUAUGUUACAGCAAAAGGAACCAAAGAAUUAAAGCCACCAGUUUCCACCCAGACUAAAAAAAUGAGGGAACUGACCAAAUGAUAGCAGCCUGUUAGAUCUGUCUUUGUGAAUUUCCUCCUCUGUAAUAUUCUCUUCAUGACAUCCUGAAGUUUUAUUAAAACCAUCAGCUCAAAGUGAUGAUUGAAAAAUCUUUCUGGUGUUAUGCAAUGAGGUCAUGGAGUCCAGUGUGAUGCAUUCUCUUUAAAACUCUGCUCAGCCCUGAGAGCAGCAGACUCUUUGAUUCGUUCAUUUGUUAACGUUGGACAUAAAAGCCAUUAUUUUUGUAAACUGUGCUAGAUUUGAUGCUAUUGUACUUUGCAUGUUAACGGCUGAUUCUUCUUUAAAUCGUGGAUCAGGCUACCAGGGUCACUACCACACACCAGUCCAGUAUUUGCUGAGUCACUUUCUGGAGUUUUUUUGAUCACUGUUUUCCAUCCAGAACACGUUUUCUGAUUUCACAUCCGAGCACAGAACAUCAUCAGGGUUUAAAUAUGUAUAUGAGAUUCAAAGUUCCCUCCUUUUUUCCUACAGCAGUGAAUAAAACGCAUGCUUUACUGAAAGAAACUGUGUGGCAAGGUGCUAAUUAUACCAAAGCAUAAAAGUUUUAGUAUUCACUUUGAGUCCUUCAUUUUCUUUAGUCUCUUUUACAAUUUCAUAAAGCUUUUUACUGGGGAAGAUGUGCAUUACAUUCCAUUUGUACAGAAAUAGUGAUAUUCUAUUGUAUUUAUUUAAAACAAACAGGGUGCUUUGAGAUUAAAAAAACAAGGACCAUCAAAUAUUCCAGUCAAAUGUGGUAUAUUUCAUUUGUAUUUAUUUCCUGCAGCUUGAAGGUCGAGUGAAGCAAAGUGACUUCAAUGUUAAACUCGCUGCCAGCCUGAGUUAUGGUGCUUCUGUUCACGCCCUGUCCAAACUCCUUUUGUAGAACCAAAGAAUCUGUGGCCAUAUUUUAUUGUAAUAUCCCUUUUUAGUGUUUUCAUCGACUGUACUGUGCUGUUAAAUUUUUGCUUCCACUGUAAUGAUUAAAUGGUGACUCUCCAGUUCUGUCACAUUUCCUUGUCGUUGCUACUGUUUGAGUUGGCGUUUCAUGGUUUCAGGCUCGGGUUACUGCUUGACUGGGCUUUGACAUAAAGCACAGAACUUCAGGUACCGAGUCAGUGCUGACACACAAUCCGCUGAUCUUUCGCAUUUCUAUCUGAGACCACGGCGGGUAGGAGAAAGGUUGUGAGAGGGAGGGGACAGCUCUGCCGGCCGCCAUGCGUGGCUGUGGGGUGAUAUCAUACUAGGUUCUGAUUUAUUUGUUUGUUUUUGAUUUGUUUGUCUUUUUUAAAUAUAGCAGGGACACGGGGAUGGCCAAAAACUACAAAAAUUAAGAAAUCUGACCUUGAGAUUCUCCACGGAGGAUGACCUCAAAUAUGUUUGUUUUUAUUGUGUUGAAGACGAAACAUUUCAACAUAAAAUAUGGUGCUGA